ACUCCCAUAAUGCAAGCGCUCUGCAACUCCAGCGCCGCCGAGGAAAAACCCAGGCCCCGAAAAGAAUAAAUCUUUAAAAAAAUUGGAAAAAUAGUUUUACAAAACAUCUGAGAGAAAAGGACCAAUAACCGAAUCGCGAAAGUUUUAAAGGACUGUGGUCAUGCAAAAUUGCCACUCACGUUCAACCGGUCCUCUGGCUCGUGUGGCUGGAUGAGACAGGGAGAAGAAGCACACAACUUUGGGCCUUACCCAAGAAUUACCCUGUGGAGACACGCACACAUACACACAAACACAUACAACAAAAUAAAACUCACACAAGUUCAGGGAUGCUCACCCAUAUCUAGUCUGAGCCUUAGCAGCUGAGUGAGUGACUCUGCUCUCUUUGCCCAGGCCCUAUUGGGUUGCUAUGGCAGCUGCUGCUGCAGAACCCCCCCAUCUAAUAGAAGCUCGUACUGGAAAGGGAGACAGGCGGACAGACCCUCACCUGGAGAGAAUACGAAACACUCCACUAGCAGCAUUCAGCAGCAUUCAACACCCUACUCUCCAUUAACGGUGCAGCCAAUGGUGUCAAGUUUGAAGGUGCUCUCUUAAAAUACCCCAUGAGUGUUUUGUCCGUCUGCUCAUGCUUAUGGCCCGUCGCCCUCUGCAGAAGACCCAGCGCCGUUGCCUCUGCUAGAGCAUGUUCCAACAGAAGGAGCACCUGAAGAGCCACCUGCAGGCCCACGACGCCAACAGGCAGGUGUUCCACUGCCAGGAGUGUGGCAAACAGUACAGCACUCAGUUGGGCUACCGGCGCCACCUGCUGGCCGCCCACGCCCCUGCCUCCAGCGCCACCAUCCCUGAAGAGCUCCAUUGCCAAGAGGGGGCGCCUGCCCUGCUGGAGCAGCUAGGGAGCCACACCGACAGGCUUCCGCCCCUGGAGGUCACCGCCACCGUCAGGGAGAGGAAGUAUUCGUGCGAGCGCUGCGACCGGCGCUUCUACACUCGCAAGGAUGUGCGGCGUCACGCGGUGGUGCACACGGGCCGCCGUGACUUUCUGUGCCCGCGCUGCGCCCAGCGAUUUGGUCGCAGGGACCAUCUAACGCGCCACCUGAAGAAGAGCCACAUCCAGGAGCCCACAACCACCACCCCCACACCAGCCCCCACCACACCUGGGCCCGUAAAGGAGGAGACAAGUCCGGUGCAAUGCGGCAAUGGACCCUCCUCCAAGGAGCAUGUAGAGGCCUUCCCCAUUGACAUGUACAGCAGUUACCCCCUGCAGACCAUGUCCAAUCCAGGCAUGGGCCACCAACACCACUCCCUCAUGCAGGGCUCCCUGCCCACAGCCAUGGGGGUGGGCCUCAACAUGCCAGGCCCUUCUCCCCAUCCCCACCACCACCUCCCCCAGCAGCAACAGCAGCCUUAUGGCCACAUGGCCAGGUAUCAGCAUGGAUCUACCUCAUAUCCCCGCACUGACAUGGAGAGCUUCCUAAUGGACCUGCAGAGCGGGCUUCCCCCACACCUGACCACAGCCUCCUCCUCUACCUCCUCCUCCGCCUCCCCUCAGAGGGAAGUGCUUUCAGAAACCCAGGGUGGCCCAGUGGCCGGGGACCCCCACCUUCUGUCCAGGAGCCCCGCUCUCUCCUCAGCCGAGCUGUCGUGCGCUGCUAACAUGGACCUGGGUCCUCUUCUGGGCUUCUUGCCGUUCAGCCUGCCUCCCUACAGUGCUCAUAUGAGUAUGGGAGGUCUGGUGAUGGGCUACCCGUCUACCUCCACCUCCACUGUGCCGCCCUCCUCCUCCAGCCCCCUACCCUAUCAGGCCCCAGGAGGUCUCACCUUCCUGCAGCCCCCACAACUUCACGCAUCCCAGGGCCCCGGAGCCCACAACCACAACAACAACCAGCUACCUCAGGGGUUCAGCAAUCCUGGAAUGAGCACUUCCACCUCCCUACCUCGCUACUACCAGACCUUUCAACAGUGAGCAGCCUGAUACCAUGUGACCCACGUGAUCCCAGCACCAGGCCAAGGGACACUCCAAAUAUUCUUGAAUAAAGCCUCCCAUAAAGGACGAGUGUCUAGAAAGUCUUGAAUAUACGAGUGAUACAUAUAGGCAUCCAAUGUGCUUGCAUUUAUUUUUUUUAAUGGAAAAAAAAUGGGAAUUGUAUUUUUUUAAUGAUGCUAAUUAAGCUUUCAGUAGCAAUAGUUUUUGUUAUGAUGAUGUUGAACACAAAGAACCACUUCAUCAGUAUUACCUCAUCCGAUAAUAAGAAACAUGAGCAGAAGGAGAAUAGAAAGUGUGUUUUAGCAACCAAAAUGUUGUUUUAUUGAAACCUGUUAGAAAUAGGCCAAAUGGUUGCACUUUGUUCAGAAAAGACCGCAUAAGGUCUAUACAAUGUGGAUAUAAGUGCUACAUGACACCUGCCACUCAUCUUGUUUUCCAAUAAUGUUAGUCACUUGUAUGACAAUGGUCAUGUUAGAUAUUUAACAGCAGUUUACGUAAAAGUGUACUUGUGUUAUCAUGUUCUGCUUAUUUAUACAAAAACUAGAGAUGUUUAAUUUUUAUGUUCCUUUAAAGCAGUUUCCCAAACCUCUAUCCAGGACCCCCAUUCCAAUUAUUUGGUCUGUUCCAGACAGUAUUAGCACACCUGAUUCAAGUAAUCAAGAGCUUGAUUAUUAGUUGACCAGUUCAAUCAACUGUGCUUGUUCUGGAAUAUACCAAAUAAGUGGAAUGGCAGGGGGUACUCGAGGAGAGGUUUGUCAAACACUGCUUUAGAGGGUGUUACUGAAAUGGGUUUCAUAUUACUGCAUAUCAUUGACUGUCUCCUUUAUUCAGUGAAAUGUUGCACCGAUGUCUUUAAAAAAUGCUACUGUUGUGCCUCUUGGGUGUCUACUCUAUUGACUGGGUUUAAGCACUUAAGACAUUAUGAAAGGAUAGAAUUGAUGUCUUAUGAAAUGUUUUGUUCCUUUUACCUCAACAACAUGCUCUCCUAGAUGAACAGAUUAAUACAGAACUCUGUCCUUUGGGGUUAGGGAAUAUCAUUUUCAUUUCUUUCCUAGUUACUUUGGCUCUAACUUGUGCCAUUAGAUCUAAAGUGAAAAUGUAGAUUUUAUUAAUCAAAUUGCUUGUUUUGUUUAGAUACAACAGACAGUGACAUUGAUUGACCCAUAAACUCUCUACCUCUAUCUUAUCCUAUUACAGUACCCGUUUCUUUCUUGGCGUGGAGGUAACUGUUAUGUAAAAAUUAACAAUCAGUAAGGAAUAACAUCUCUCCUCCUUGAACAUUGUUGUCUCUUUUACCAGUACUUAUGUAUUGUAUCCUUUCCUGAUAUGUAAAGAUCAGUUCCUUCACGCCCAUGAUGAUUGUAUACUUGUUGGCAGCGUUUUAGACAGACUACAUUGCAGACGCCUGCCAAAUCUCACAACACCUGGAUAGGUGUUAUAACAUAUCACCUAACCACAUCAUAUGAUAUAGCAAUCUGAGGCCCGACUGCACAGUCAAUUAAGUAGCACGCAACCAUUGGUUGAUGCAAUGCAACUGUCUGAAAUGUAGUCAGCCUGGAACGCGUCCUUUGACUACCUCAGAAAAGAGCAACUUGUAAUUGCAGAGAAAACAUUUGUGUAGAGUUUAUUUUUGUCAGUUCAACGAAUGCACACUUUAUAGUAAUAGAUUUGAAUUGAGGUUAGCUUAGCAUAUUGACGAAAGGAUGUUAUGCCCAAUAGUUAAGUUCCCAUCAUAUUGUAUUGAAUGAGGAUUCCAUUUAAUUCAAUUGCAUUGUUGCCUGUAGUAAAAUUAGCUGGAAGCGUUACUAGUAUGCAGGCAUCACAUCCUCGUUAGCUCUUAGGACAAGGCUCUAGCUGUUUGUUCCAUCACCCUAUAGAAGAAGAUACAAAACAAGAAUUGCUGAACUGCUCUUAUCAUAUUAUCUUUGAAGCAUUUUCUUAUUGUAUGAAUGUAAACAAUAAAGUACAUAUUAGAUUGGA
Salvelinus fontinalis (brook trout) is the source of this 3961-nucleotide messenger RNA. Its product is annotated as zinc finger protein PLAGL2-like. Bases 680 to 1960 code for a protein of 426 amino acids. NCBI's taxonomy places the organism in Eukaryota, Metazoa, Chordata, Actinopteri, Salmoniformes, Salmonidae. The transcript is spliced from 2 exons. The record is from RefSeq and is a predicted model, not a curated record.